AUGGCGGAUCCUUCGAUGGACUCGGAUAAGAUCCGCAAUAAGAGACUUGCAAAAUUACAGCAGUCACAGCCGCAGCAGUCGCAAGAUGCCGCCGCCGCUUCUUCAACUCCAACCCAAGAUGGCCCCGAGUCAACGCCAUCAUCGCGACCAGAGACGCCCCAACUCAACAACCCUGACCCUCCAACGCCGGCCGGGUCAUCAACGCCAUCCGGCAGCAACACGAAAGACCCGUCACCUCCACCUACGACUCGGAUACGAAUCACCCCCGCGAAUGUCACUCCUCAGAAGCGAGAGAUGGACGGCUUGGAAAGGCCAAGUUCACGACAAAGUUUCAGGCCGAAUGAGACUAUCGAACAGUGGGAAGACCGUACCUUGAGGAAUAUAUUUCGUCUCAGUCUAGACCCUGACCAGACAAAGGACAUGCAUGGUCAAGAGCUCCAUGUUCUCCCACAGCUUAGAGAAGAGUUGGAGGCUGAAGGUAAGCCAACGCUGUUGAAUACCGACCUUCUAGAGCAGGCCAUCAUGGAAGCCGGUGCGGAUCUGAGAAAGUCGACUCCGCACGACUGGCUGUUCGGCUGCUGGAAAAGAAUCACGAGGAUGAGCAAGGCUGUCAAGGACCGGACGCCCGAGAACAAGAAAUGGACCAUCAUAUCGGAGGCUAGGAGACUCUGCAUGAGCUGGUGCAUCUUGUCCGUGACGACACCUGAUGUUUUCGGCGUAGACUACGAUGGUGUCGCUGCGCUGGCGGACCACCUCCUGGCCGAUCCAGACGAGGAUGCAGGCGUUUGUCAUGAUUUCCUCGCAGAAGUCAUCACAAGGUUCGAAGAGGAUGAAACAAUCAAGGAGGCAUUUGUUGGGGCUGUUGAGAACCUAAGCCGCCGCCUUGCCAAACUGUCCAUGGAUUCCGACUACCGACGCUACACUGCCAUGCUGCGACAUCUCAUUAGAUACAAGCCUGUGGCUGUGGCGAUCACGCAGUCGAAAAUCUUCGUCGACAAGUCAGUAUCAGCUGCGCAGCUGGAGGUUGCCACUCUUCUUGGGCCCUUUUUCCAGUUAUCGCCGCUGCAAGCGGAAACGACGAAGCAGUACUUCUCAGGGCCGAAGACGAUGGACCCAGGAAGGAUUCGAAACUCUCAGCAAUCGCUUCAAAUGUCUUUGAGGUCCCAUCAGGCUGAACUCUUUGAUAUCAUCAAUACAUUGGUGCGCGCCUCUCCCGACGCACGAGAACGCGUUCUGGACUGGUUUGCUCUUGUGGUCAACUCGAAUCACAAACGCCGCGCCAUGCGCGUGGACAAAGCGACUGUUUCGAGUGACGGCUUCAUGAUCAAUGUCACCACGAUCUUGGAUCAACUAUGUGAGCCUUUUAUGGAUGCACAGUUCUCCAAGAUUGACCGAGUCGACAUCGACUAUCUCCGAAGGCAUCCACGUGUUGACAUCAAGGAGGAAACCAAGAUCAACGCUGAUCAAGAGCACUCCGACGAGUUCUAUAAGGACCAGCUCGAAGGUACCAACAACUUCAUCUCAGAAUGCUUUUUCCUCGCUGUAGCUUCUCAUUACUAUGGGAGUGAAGCUGCCCGAAAUAUGCUGAAGGACAUGGACCGAGAUCUGAAGCACAUGGCUAAACAAAUCGAGCAAUUUGAAACAGAACGACACAAAUACGUCAACAACCCUGCGCAGCUGGCAAUGUUCGAGAAUGCACUCAAGAGAUACAAAGAUCAGCACGAUAAGGGCUUGUCCUACAAAUAUGCUGUGCAGGGCGUACUAUUGGAUGAAAUUGCGCAGACUCGUUCCAUGCAGUUCAUGCGAUUCGUGACUGUCUGGAUCCUUCGUCAAGUCUCUCCUCAUCGCCAGUUUCCUAAGCAGAAAUUGACGCUCCCUCUCCCACCCGAGCAACCGGAGACCUUCAAGAAUCUUCCUGAAUAUUUCUUGGAUGUUAUCAGCGGUAAUUUUGGAUUCAUCAUGUACAACAUGCCGCAGGUGAUCUCCUCGACGCAAUCAGACGAGCUGAUAAUGCUUUGCAUUACCUUUUUGCGCAACUCCGAAUACAUCAAAAACCCAUAUUUGAAAGCAUCCUUGGUGACAAUUCUCUUUCGAGGAACAUGGUCCUGGCGUCAAGGCGGGCGGGGAAUUCUUGCAGAUCAAUACAACAGCAUGCCAUUUGCGACUGAGCACCUUCUGCACUCUUUGAUGAAAUUCUUUAUUGAGGCAGAGUUCAUGGGCGGUCACGGUCAAUUCUUCGACAAAUUCAAUGUGCGCUUCGAGAUUUUCCAGAUCAUCAAGUGUAUCUGGCCGAAUUCUGUGUACCGCGAUAACUUGCUUAGGGAGGCCAAAGUCAACAUGGAGUUCUUUGUGAGGUUUGUCAACCUGCUCUUGAAUGAUGUGACGUUCGUGCUGGAUGAAUCUUUUACGGCCUUUCAUACAAUCUACGACAUUUCGAAAGAACUAUCACUUGCUGGCUCGUCGCUAGACCAACAGCAACGGCAGGAAAAAGAAGAGGCAUUGGAAGCGGCAAAGAGCAAGGCGAAGUCAUACAUGCAACUGACCAAUGAGACGGUGGCAAUGUUGAAGCUCUUCACCGAAGCUCUCGCUGACGCCUUCACAAUGCCCGAAAUCGUUCAGCGGUUAGCGGACAUGUUGGAUUACAACCUUGAUGCGAUGGUCGGACCAAAAUCCACAACCCUCAGAGUCGAAAAUUUGCAGGAAUAUAAUUUCAACCCGAAGGCUUUGCUGAGUGAGAUUGUUGACGUCUACCUCAAUCUGAGCGAGAAGGAAAAUUUCAUUCUUGCUGUUGCCCGUGAUGGUCGAUCAUACAAGCCCGACAACUUCGCUAAUGCCGGAAACAUCAUGCGCAAAUUCGUCCUCAAGGCCCCCGAAGAACUUAAUAGGUGGCAGCGUCUCACGGAGAAGUUUGCUAAGGCAAAGGCAGAGGAUGAAGCUGCAGACGCGGACUUGGGAGAGAUUCCUGACGAGUUUUUGGAUCCGUUGAUGUUCACGCUUAUGGAAGAUCCUGUGAGGCUGCCCGUGUCAAAGAUUGUUAUUGACCGGAGCACAAUCCGGAGCCAUCUGCUGAGUGAUCCCCACGAUCCGUUCAAUAGAGUGCCGCUGAAGAUCGAGGACGUUAUUCCUGCGACCGAGGUGAAAGAACAGAUCCAGAAGUUCAAGGAAGAAAGAAUUGGCGUUCGGCGCAAGGACUUUGUCGAGACAGUCAAAACGGAAACCGGUGGCAAUGCGGACGGUGAGGCAAUGGACCUGAGUCAGUGA
This is a messenger RNA of Cladophialophora psammophila CBS 110553, 3261 nucleotides long. Its product is annotated as ubiquitin conjugation factor E4 B. The transcript has 3 exons. NCBI's taxonomy places the organism in Eukaryota, Fungi, Ascomycota, Eurotiomycetes, Chaetothyriales, Herpotrichiellaceae. The coding region runs from base 1 to 3261 and encodes 1086 amino acids. Gene Ontology annotation, biological process: protein polyubiquitination. Gene Ontology annotation, cellular component: cytoplasm; nucleus; ubiquitin ligase complex. The record is from RefSeq and is a predicted model, not a curated record. Gene Ontology annotation, molecular function: ubiquitin-ubiquitin ligase activity.